This is a messenger RNA of Portunus trituberculatus (swimming crab), 3798 nucleotides long. It is a transcript of the gene Sfxn2, whose product is annotated as sideroflexin-2-like. The coding region runs from base 198 to 1175 and encodes 325 amino acids. Gene Ontology annotation, cellular component: mitochondrial inner membrane. The transcript is spliced from 7 exons. The record is from RefSeq and is a predicted model, not a curated record. Gene Ontology annotation, molecular function: monoatomic ion transmembrane transporter activity. Gene Ontology annotation, biological process: monoatomic ion transport; serine import into mitochondrion. Lineage: Eukaryota; Metazoa; Arthropoda; Malacostraca; Decapoda; Portunidae.
CUCAGUCAACCGUUGGCAAGGCUUGUUGUGGAGUGCGUGACUGUGUGCGGCACCCGCCCGUCCAGCCACUCGCCUUCACAUUCCGUAUUCACCUUAGCAAUUGAAGCUGAGGCGAGUAGAAUUCGUGUUUAUCUAUCAUAACGAUCAUCCAGAGCAAGGUGCAGUAUAACGACCCUGUAUCAACAAGUGUGAAGAUAAUGGGGCAGGAAAGGAUCAACCUGGAUGCCCCCCGGUACAGCCAGUCUGAAUUCACUGGACGACUGAGACACUUCCUGGGUAUCACGGACUGGCGGCUCUGCUUUAAGAGUGAUGCUGAGCUGAACCAUGCCAAGGACAUCCUUCAGAAGUACAGAUUGGGCCAGGAGCCACCAGGCACAACGGAAGAGGUGAUCUGGCAGGCCAAGAGAGUCUAUGAGUCGGCUUUCCAUCCUGACACAGGAGAGAAACAAAACCUUAUUGGGCGCAUGAGCUUCCAAGUUCCGGGCGGCAUGCUGCUCACUGGAGCCAUGUUAACCUUCUACAAGUCCACCUCAGCUGUUGUGUUCUGGCAGUGGGCUAACCAGUCAUUCAAUGCCCUUGUCAACUACACAAAUCGGAAUGCAAAGUCUCCGCUGACUGUUGAACAGAUGGGGAUUGCAUACGUGUCAGCAACUACUGCAGCUCUGGCAACAGCUCUUGGUCUUAAAAGUUAUUUGAGUGGUCGAGUGUCCAGUCUUGUGCAGAGGUAUGUGCCAUUUGCAGCAGUGGCAGCAGCUAACUGCAUCAACAUUCCCUUGAUGCGUCAAAACGAGAUAGUGAAUGGCAUUGUUGUGUGUGAUGAGAAUGGAAAUGAACUUGUUAAUUCUAAAGUGGCAGCUGCAAAGGGCAUCUCUCAAGUGGUCUUUUCUCGCAUCUUCAUGGCAGCUCCAGGCAUGACUAUCCUUCCAGUGAUUAUGGAACGUCUGGAAAAGCAAAACUGGCUUCGGAAUUAUCCAAAACUCAAUGCACCAUUCCAGAUGUUAAUGUGUGGUGUAAUACUCACAUUCAUGACUCCUACAGCCUGUGCGGUCUUCAACCAGCGUUGCUCAAUCAGCACUGCAACCUUAGCCCGACUAGAGCCUGAUGCUCAUAAAGAGCUGGAGAAGAAGUGUGCAGGAAACAUGCCAGCUGUGGUGUACUUCAACAAGGGACUGUAACAAGUGCAGCAUUCCUUGCUCAUCAAGGGGACAAGGUUGUGGGUUUGUAAUGUUGCCCACUUGGGAAUCACAUAGGUUUUAUUUGUUUUGCUCAUUAAAUGGUGGUGGGAUUGAAUUUAAUCUGCAGGAAACUUGUAAAUAAUAAAAGAUGAAUUACUGUGAUUCACUGAUAUUAAUGGUUUUCAGUAUAGGUAAGUCUAGGUACAUUUUUUAAAUUUCAUACAAGUUUACAUGCAUACCAGAAAACCAUAUAAUAGAAGUAACUAGCACAACAUAUUUGGUAUUACUGAAUAUUUUAGUGUAAUGAUGCCAAUAGGUCAGUCAAGGAAGCAGUGUUUCAUGUGAGAUCUCCUUCCUUUGAAUUCCUUCCAGGUGCAAUACAAACACAAGUAUUCUUUGCUCUACACAUACUCUUACUGUCUCACAGCCACCUCACUGACUAGAUUCUCUAUAUGAAGAACAUUUACUCUGCUUCCUGCAAUCCUCUUGAACACUUGUUUCUUCAGUUUUAGUAUAAUUCAAAUUGUACAAUAAUUCUGUUCGACAUGACGCAUAAGUUAUGUAAAGUUUGUACUAUAGACCAAUGCUUAUGUUUGCUACUUUUCUAAGGGCUUCCACAGCAGACAUACCUUCCAGGUGACAAAGAUAGUGGUACACAUAAUGUAUGAAUGAAACAUACCACUUCAACAUGAUUAGUGGUAUAGUGUACUUGUAAUGAAAUUAUUCGUGAUGUAUAUACACUAUGUACAACAGCACAUAGCAUGAAUUGAAUAUGUGCACAAUGUGAUAUGCACAUUCAUGAGAUAUCUAAUUGCAUUAACUGAGCUUAGCAGGAUAAAGCUUCAUUACUCAGGGCAUGUUAAAUGAAUUAAGUUAAAUAGACACCUCAACAUAAAGUGAUCUCAGCAUAGUUCCUCACGUCAUACAGUGAUAUUUUAUGUAUUGUGUGUUUAAUUUUCCUUGUGAGCCUAAACCAGUUUGGUUUUUCUCAGAAUAUCAUUCACAAACCACAAGAUGUCUUAUCUACCAAUAUCUGAUGCAUAUUAUUAGGAAAUGUACACAGAGAAUGACCAUAUUAUAAUCUUCCAUUUACCUUUUCCCUACCAGUGCAGGCUCUAAUCUGAUCCUCUCCUUCUUUCUUCCCUUUCUUUCUUGUACACCAGUAACCUGUCCUUCCAGUCCUGAGAGUCAUUAUAUUGCAUCUGUUACAUGUAUCUUAUUCAUGUACAAUCUCUUUGUUAUCUGCUGUUGUUUCUUGAUUGUAAAUCUGUUAUACUCUUCUCAUAAAUUUCACUAUCCAUUCUCCUCAUGUUUUCAAGUAACUGAUUUUAAUUGGUUAGCUUUCUGACCUUUGUCUUUCACUUCACACUCAGCUCUUGCUUACAUGUGAUUGCUGGCAGUGCCAUUCACUGCAUUGUGAUAAUUGAUAGGAAGGGCAUGUACUGUACAUUCCUGAACAACACUGGAUAGGGUAACUAAAAAGAAGUGGAUAAAGAGACAAAAAUAGGAAGAUAAAUAAACCCCCCCCAUAAACUGGAAAGAAAUGGAAGGAAGGUAUAGUAACUGGAAACUAGGAAUGCUCAAGAUAAAAGACGGAGAUGGGGAAUAUAUGCGUGUGAAAGAUGGAACACACUAGCUUGAAGAAGGAAAUCUGAAAUGCAUGAAGUACAUGUGAGCAAUAAAUGAAGGAAUUAAAGGAGAAAGGAUCACUGCUUUAUCUUGAGGAAUAAGCAUAAAAAUGAUCAUGUGCUGUAUUUGAAACUGAGGCAUAGACACAAGUAUAAGGUAACAUUAAGGUCCAUCACAGCCAUGCUUAGUAUGGUAAAAUUUUAAAGGAGUGUGUUACAUACUUUUAAGAAUAUGGAAAUACAUCAAUAUAUUAAGUAAGAUUUCAUCUUUUUAUAACUUGCAGAUUAUUCUCUUAAGCUACAAGGGAAUAAAUCAUGGUUACAGUACCUAUAUGUAAAUACUGUAGUAAACACUUUAUAGUCUUCCAAACAAUACGAGUGUGUAUAAGUAACUAAACUCACUGGUUUCAUCUGAGGAAAUAGACCAUAGCAAAGAUGUCUUUCAAGUAAUCCCUUCCUGGCAGUGUGGCAUAUGUAUUCAUUAAUAAUUAAAAUACAUCUAUUUAUAGACUCUGCUGACCUGCCAUAUUUUUAUAUAUGGCCAUGAAUAUUUCAAACACAUCUAUAUAUUUACAGACUAGCAGAUUUGAAGAUACAUAAUGCAUCACACACACACACACACACACACACACACACACACACACACACAGUAUAUAUAAUGAAGAGAUGAGCUGACAAAUACUCAUUUUUGAAAUGUCUUAACACAACCAAGAAGGGCUAAGUAUAAAGGAUUCAGAAAUGAUAUUCAUAAAAACUAUAACUAAUACUACUUACAUUAUAUAAAACAUUAUUUACUCCUAACUAAACUAACUAUAUUUCACACACUAUUUGGUUUGCAGAGCACCAAGAUGGGUGACUAAAGUUUAGAUGUGUUAACAUUCCCAUAACAAAUGUGUUACAAGUGUGCUAUUUGUUAAGUAUUAACAAUGUAGACCAAAUGUGUUCAGUGUUACAAGGGGAAUUCUCUGUAAUGAAUAAAUCAAUCUACAGAUGAA